This is a messenger RNA of Aegilops tauschii subsp. strangulata, 3123 nucleotides long. NCBI's taxonomy places the organism in Eukaryota, Viridiplantae, Streptophyta, Magnoliopsida, Poales, Poaceae. The record is from RefSeq and is a predicted model, not a curated record.
AUGUCAGUGAUUGAGAAGGGGGAGUCAAGUGCUCAGAGGAAGGCCAAUUAUGCCAGAAGAAAAAACACCCCAUGCAGCGAAUCCAUCGCGCUCCCACGUCCAGACCUAGCAAACUCAACCUCUGAAUGUCCCACUUUAAUCUCUCGGGUCGCCGAAGAUGAUUCAUCUGAUGGCGACCCUCCGACGAACAAGACGAAUUACAUUGUUGGUAUCGAAGAGGACAUCGAAUUUUUACAAAGCGGCAUCGUGGGCGAUGAGCCGACAGCAGCCGAAUUGAUGGAUGAUGAGUACUACAUGUUUCGCAACGAAGGGUCCGAUCAUGACAACAUGGAUGAUGAUGAGGAAGGGAGCAUGUCGUCUGCUAUACCUAGCGAGGUUGAUCCAUUAGAAUUUGUCUCUGAGACCGACGGGUUCUGCUGUCGCAAUGGCCAGAUCAAACUUAAACAACCGGAGCCAAUCCCAGAGCUGAUGAGGCUAUGGUCAAGCAUGGAUGCAGAUUCUAGACAUUUUCGGGAGAACAUACGGUUCUUCAACGGGCAUUUCGCCUUCACAACCCUUGGCGUCAGCCUUGAUGAGAACUACACAAACAUGAAGUCUGGGGUGUACACAUUCCGUGCGCACGGCUCCAUCUACCACAAUGUGCAUUCGUUCGGGCCUAGCUCCCGUCCAGAACAUCUGCAGUUGUACUUCUAUGAUGACGACCCAACCAUAACUCAUCGUAAGGUGGCCACCAAGCAAUUAGACCAGGAUGUCGUGAAGAAGUUAGUAGACAUACUCAAAGAAAACCCGUACUCCCAGCAAUUUAGGAGUUUGGGUGCACACAAGGACAACCUCGAUGAUUAUAGGAUAGACCUAAACACCGAUAAGAGGCUUGACCAAAGAAGAUAUAAUAGACCGUUGUCAUCUGAGGUCGCUGCAAUUUGGGUUGAGGGCAACGACCUAGCAAAAAGGUUUGACCGGAGGAUAACACUUUGUGGUAACAACAACGAAAGGCAUAGUAUACGUGUGACCUCCGGAGCAUAUGACCCGUUGUCUUAUCCCCUAUUCUAUCCAAGGGGGGAGCUAGGUUGGCAUCCAAAGCUACUUAAACGUAAUGUAACGGAGGAGGUUGUACUACAUUCUCAACUGGUCCAUGAUGAUGAUGAGGAUGCAGAGGGCAACAGCAGGUUGUGCGUCUCUGUCAGAGACUACUACUGUUACAUGCUGCAGACCCGGCCUGGAAUCUUCAAUCCCAUACUCUGUGGAGCACGCCUCUUGCAGCAAUGGGCGGUCGACAUGUACGUCAAGAUUGAAAGUUGUCGGUUGAGGUGGUACAGGAAAAACCAAUCGCAGAUUCGUGCCGACUUGUAUAAAGGAGUUGUUGAUGCAAUCACAUCGGGGGAGACGCGAGCAAGCGUUGUUGGGGUACGAAUAGUGCUCCCUGGAACAUACCCUGGUGGCGACCGCGACAUGAAGAAGAGGCAUAUGGAUGCCAUGGCAAUUGUCCAUACAUACGGGAAGCCUGACAUCUUCUUGACCAUGACUUGCAAUCCUAAAUGGGAAGAGAUAACGAAUGAGUUGCUGCCUGGUCAGACGGCGCAAGACCGACCUGAUAUUGUGGCUCGUGUGUUCUACGGCAAGCUAGAGGCUAUGAAGGACAUGUUGUUCAAGAAGCAUAUCCUGGGUGUUGUUGUCGCAUAUGGGAAGGACUCGUACCCAAUUUAUCGGCGUAGAGACGAUGGAAGGCGUGCUAAGGUCCGAGGGAAGAUGUUGGACAACAGAUGGGUUGUGCCUUAUAACCCAUACCUGCUCCGGAUGUUCAAUUGCCACAUCAACGUUGAGGUCUGCUCCAGCAUAAAGGCCGUCAAAUAUCUUUACAAGUACAUUUACAAGGGCCAUGAUAAGGCUUCUUUCAGCAUCGACCAUCCCGACGCCGAUGGUAACAUUGAUGAGAUCAAGAGAUAUGUUGAUGCAAGGUGGAUCACCCCUCCGGAGGCUAUGUGGAGGAUAUUUGCCUUUCCACUUUGCGCCAAUUACCCACCUGUCUUGCAGUUGCCUCUUCAUCUCCCGAAUAUGCACAGGGUCGCAUUCAAUGCGCAGGCUGACUUGAAGAAUGUUGUCGCCUCCGAAAAUAAUUCAAAAUCCAUGUUAACGGAGUAUUUCAAGGCUAACCAGGAACACCCUCAGGCUAGGCAUAUAUUGUACAAGGAUUUUCCCGGAAGCUUCACGUGGCAGAAGAAAAAGAAGUUUUGGAAGCCGCGGGUCGAGCGUUUUCAAAUAGGUCGCAUCGUGUCUGCCAAUCCUGCCGAGGGUGACCGAUACUACCUGCGUGUGUUGCUAAACCAUGUUACGGGCAAAAGAUCCUUCGACGACUUGCUCACCGUGGACGGCGUUCUAUGUGGGAGCUUUAGAGAAGCUGCUGAAAGGUUGGGACUCAUCGAGGCAGACAACACGCUCGACAACUGUCUUACUGAGGCUGAGCAGUGGGCGAUGCCAUGUUCUCUUAGGAGGCUCUUCGCAACCAUCUUGGUGCACUGCGAGCCAGGCGACGUGCGUGGUUUAUGGGAUAGGCACCUCGAUCCUAUGUCAGAUGACUAUCGUCGAUCACGCACGUCCCCUAUCGAGGUGGAGCAGAUGGUGUUGCUUGACAUUAGGGGUAUGUUGCAGUCCAUGGGUAAAGACAUUGUUGAUUUCGCUCUUCCAAGCAUAGAUGAUGCGUUUGACCCAACCGAGGGUGAGGCAAGAGAGGUCAUCGAGGAAUCAACUGUUGAGUUUGACGUGGAUGAUAUUAAAUUGGCAUCUUCCCUGAACUUGGAGCAGAGGGCCGCAUACGACGAGAUACUAGCGGCUGUUGAACGCGGUGAUGGGGGUGUAUUCUUUGUUGAUGGCCCUGGAGGUACAGGGAAGACCUUUCUAUACAAGGCGAUGCUUGCCAAGGUGAGGAGCGAUGGCAAUAUUGGUAUCGCUACCGCGACGUCGGGCGUCGCCGCUUCUAUCAUGCCUGGCGGCAGGACUGCCCACUCGAGGUUCAAGAUCCCAUUGAGUUGCGAGGAUGGAGCCUCGUGCAGCUUCACGAAGCAGAGUGGGACCGCCAAGCUGCUUAGGAUGGCCUCAUUGAUAAUAUGGGACGAGAGGCCAGCAUGA